AAUAUACAAAUAUCUGUUAAGUCCAUUUAUUUUAUGGUAUAGUUUAAGUCCAUCGUUUCUUUGUUGACUUUCUGUCUUGAUGACCUGUCUAGUGCUGUCAGUGGAGUAUUGAAGUCCCCCACUAUUAUUGUGUUGCUAUCUCAUUUCUUAGGUCUAGUAGUAAUUGUUUUAUAAAUUUGGGAGCUCCAGUGUUUGGUGCAUAUAUAUUUAGGAUUGUGAUAUUUUCCUGUUGGACUAGUCCUUUUGUCAUUAUAUAAUGUCCUUCUUCGUCUUUUUUGACUGCUGUUGCUUAAAAGUUUGUUUUGUCUGAUGUAAGAAUGGCUACUCCUGCUUGCUUUUGGUGUCCCUUUGCAUGGAAUAUCUUUUUCCAUCCCUUUACCUUAAGUUUAUGCGAGUCCUUAUGUGUUAGGUGAGCAUCUUGAAAAUGGCAGAUACUUGGUUGGUGAAUUCUUAUCCAUUCUGCCAUUCUAUAUCUUUCAAGUGGAGCAUUUAGGCCAUUUAUUAAUACAUUCAACGUUAGUAUUGAGAUGUGAGGUACUAUUCUAUUCAUUGUGUUAUUUGUUGCCUGAAUACCUUGUUGUUGUUGUUGUUGUUGUUUUAUUGUGUUUUUGUUUUAUAGGUCCUGUGAGAUUUAUGCUUUAAGGAGGUUCUAUUUUGAUGUAUUUCAAGGAUUUGUUUCAAGAUUUAGAGCUCCUUUUAUCAGUUCUUAUAGUGCUGGCUUGGUAGUGAUUAAUUCUCUCAGCAUUUGUUUAUUCAUUUAUAAAGAUUAGUUUUGCUGGAUACAAAAUUCUUGGCUGAUAAUUGUUUUGUUUAAGGAGGCUAAAAAUAGGACCCCAAUCCCUUCUAAUUUGUAGGGUUUCUGUGAAGAAAUUAGCCAUUAAUCUGACAGGUUUUCCUUUAUAGGCUACCUACUGGUUUUGCCUGACAGCUCUUAAGAUUAUUUUCUUUGUCUUGAUUUUAGAUAACCUGAUGACUCUGUGCCUAGGUGAUGAUUUUUUGCAAUGAAUUUCCCAGGUGUUCUUUGAGCUUCUUGUAUUUGGAUGUCUAGAUCUCUAGCAAGGCCAGGGAAGUUUUCCUCAAAUACUCCCUAAAAUAAGUUUUCCAAACUUUUAGAUCUCUCUCCUUUUUUGGGAACACCAAUUAUUCUCAGGUUUGGUCAUUUAACAUAAUCUCAAACUUCUUGGAGGCUUUGUUCAUUUUUUAAAUUCUUUUUUCUUUGUCUUUGUUGGAGUGGGUUGAUUCAAAAGCCUUGUCUUCCAGCUCUGAACUAUUUUCUUGUACUUGUUCAAUUUUAUUGCUGAGAAUUUCCAGUGUAUUUUGCAUUUUUCUAAGUGUGUUCUUCAUUUCCAGAAGUUGUGAUUUUUUUUAUUUAUGCCAUCUGCUUCUCUGGAAAUUUUUCCAUCCAUGUCCUGUAACAUUUUUAAGAUUUCUUUAAGUUGAUAUUCACCUUUCUCUGGUGCCUCCUUAAGUAGCUUAAUAAUCAACCUUUUGGGCCAGGCAUGGUGGCUCAUGCCUGUAAUCCCAGCACUUUGGGAGGCCAAGGCGGGCAGAUCACCUGAGGUCAGGAGUUUGAGACCAGCCUGGCCAACAUGGCAAAACCCCGUGUCUACUAAAAAUACAAUAAUUAGCCGGGUGUUGUGGCGUGUGCCUGUAGUCCCAGCUACUCAGGAGGCUGAGGCAGGAUAAUCACUUGAAGCCAGGAGGCAAAGGUUGAAGUGAGCCAAGAUUGCACCACUGCACUCCAGCCUGGGGGACACAGUGAGACACUGUCUCAAUAAAAUAAAUAAAAUAAAAUAAAAUAAAAUAAAAUAAUAAAUCGACCUUCUGAAUUCUUUUCCUGGCAAUUCAGAGAUUUCUUUUUGGUUUGGAUCCAUUGCUGGUGAGCUGGUAUGAUCUUCUGGGGGUGAUUUAAAAAAAAAAAAAAAAAACCAAAAAACCUUGUUUUGUCAUGUUACCAGAAUUGCUUUUCUGGUUCUUUCUUAUAUGGGUAGACUAUGUCAGAGGGUAGAUCUGUGGCUCAAGUGCUGCUGUUAGGAUUCUUUUGUCCCACAGGGUGCUCCCUUGAUGUGGUGCUGUUCCCCCUUCCCUUAGGGAUGGGGCUUCCUGAGAGCUUAUCGGCAGUGAUUGUUAUUUGUCUUCUGAGUCUCGCCACCUAGCGGAGCUUCCAAGUUCUGGGCUGGUACUAGGGAGUGUCGGCAAAGGGUGCUGUGAUAUGAUCUGUCUUCAGGUCUUUCAGCAGCGAUAGUAUAGGGAGGAUACAAGUUUGCCCUAGGGUUGUCUGGAUAAGUUUUGCGUUGGUUGGCCUCCAGCCAGGAGGUGGCGCUUACAAGAGAGCAUCAGCUGUAGAUAGUAUAGGGAAGGAGGAUACAGGCUUUCCCUAGUGACACCUGGAUAAGGAUUUGGGUUUCUCAGGUGGUGGGUGGGGCCAUAGAGCUCCCAACAGAGUAUGUUCUUUAUCUCUGGCUACCAGGGUGGGUUGAGAAGACCAUCAGGUGGGGGCAGGGUUAGCGGUGUCUGAGCUCAGACUCUCCUUGGGCGGGGCUUGCUGCAGGUGCUGUAGGGGAUGAGGGUGUGGUUCUCAGUCCAAUGGAGUUAUGUUCCCAGGGCGAUUAUGGCUGUAUGUGCUGUGUCAUGCAGUUCACCAGGGAAGUGGGGUAAAGCUAGUGGUUACAGGCCUUACCCAGUUCCCACACAGCCGGAAAGGCCCGUCUCACUCCCACCCUGCCCCCACAACAGCACCAAGUUUAUAGCCAGGCGUCCAGUGAGCAGGGCUGAGAACUUGUCCCGGGCUGCAAGCCCCUCCACUGAGAACGAAAGCAGGGCUUUCAGAUUUCAUGCCUCCGCGCCUGCCGCAGCUUCUGUGCUCAGUCUGCACUCUCAGUUCCUCCCUUUCUCCGGGUUCUGUCCCAAAAAUGUCACAUUGAGUUGAAAUUGUUACAAAGCUCAGCUGGAAGUUUCCUACUCCCUGUGGUCUUUCCCCAAUUUCACAGGCAGCCCUCCCUAAGGACGCCUGUGAGCAAAGUCAGAAAUGGCUUUCCUGGGGAUGGAGAGUGCCCACAGUGCUCUUCCUGCUGCUUAGAAGUAGAGACCCCUGUAUUUCACUGGCUCUCUAAAUUUGUCUCAGCUCCAGGUUGAUGUCACCUCACCAAGUGAAGAACCACAGCCAACCGAGGGACUUGCUGAGGCAAAGGGAAUAUUGGAGGUAGAGUGGAAGAAGGCCUGUUAUUACAGUGAAGAUAUGAGAAUGCCUCCUUUUGCCAAGUUCUUCUCGGAGCAGGCUGAGCUGAAAAGGGAGCAUGCAAAGCAGUUCCUAAGAUAUCUAAGGAAACGUGAGGGUAUUAUCUGCCUUCCAGUUAUUAAGAGGCCCAACAUAGAUAGCUGGGGAAAUGGCUUACAAGCUCUGAAGUUUGCUGUGCAGUUGGAGAACACAUUAACCAAUGUCCUACAAGACCUGAAAGUCACAGCUACUAAGGAUGGUGAAACUGGUCUCAUAGACUUCGUAAAGGAGUUCAUAGAUAAACAGACAGCAAGCAUAGCUUUUCUGGAAUACCAUCAGAAGCUAUUAGAAGAGUCCCUCCAGCAGAAAGGUCUGUCUGAAAAGUCGGCUGAGUCUGCUGAGACAUCAGUUGAAGAGACUUAACUUCUGAAGGCAGCAGCACAGCAAGUCUUGCCAUUGUAGUGAUCUCAGAGUCAGCUACUUAAGAGUCUUGAUCAGUUCCACUUGCCUGAAGACUGCUUUCUUUUUUAUCUAGUUUCCUAAUCCUCUUUGCUGUGCAUGCAAAUAAAUCUGCUUUGCAUUAUAACUAUGUGUAAAAAUAUUGGUAGAACUAACCCUUCCAGUGCUCCAAUAGCAAUGUGGAAUUGGUAUAAAAAGCUUCCUGAGACAGUGGGUGUGUUAGGCUAAAAAAAAUCU
Molecule: messenger RNA, 3913 nt
Organism: Symphalangus syndactylus (siamang)
Lineage: Eukaryota; Metazoa; Chordata; Mammalia; Primates; Hylobatidae
Product: soma ferritin-like
Biological process (GO): iron ion transport; intracellular iron ion homeostasis
Cellular component (GO): cytoplasm
Molecular function (GO): ferric iron binding; ferrous iron binding
Source: RefSeq, a predicted model, not a curated record